Messenger RNA from Entelurus aequoreus (snake pipefish), 4665 nucleotides. It is a transcript of the gene limd2, whose product is annotated as LIM domain containing 2. The coding region runs from base 170 to 511 and encodes 113 amino acids. Gene Ontology annotation, biological process: actin filament bundle assembly. Gene Ontology annotation, molecular function: actin filament binding. The record is from RefSeq and is a predicted model, not a curated record. NCBI's taxonomy places the organism in Eukaryota, Metazoa, Chordata, Actinopteri, Syngnathiformes, Syngnathidae. The transcript is spliced from 4 exons. Gene Ontology annotation, cellular component: actin cytoskeleton; plasma membrane.
GGUGAGGAGGGGGGGGAUAAAAACUGGCUAUUGAAAGCGGAGGCAAGCAGCGAGGCAGCGGACACAAGACACACCGGCACCCCCUGGAACAAAGCAUCCCACGAAGGACACUCGGAGCGCGUACCGACACCCUGUUUACCGGCGAGUGUUUGCCCGAGCAGAAGCGGAGAUGGACACCAGAAGUACUGAGGACAAGCCAGUCCAGCGGUCCAAGUCCUUCAGCUUUAAGACCCAGAAGGAGGUGUGUACAUCAUGUGACAAGACGGUCUACCCCAUGGAGAGACUGGUGGCCAACAACCAGGUCUUCCACUCCACCUGCUUCUGCUGCAAGCACUGCAACGCCAAGCUCAGCCUGGGCAACUUUGCCGCUCUCCAGGGCGAGUUCUACUGCAAGCCUCAUUUCCAGCAGCUGUUCAAGAGCAAAGGCAACUACGACGAGGGCUUCGGACGCAAGCAGCACAAGGAGCGCUGGGCCUCCAAGGAGACGGACAACAUCACCAAGACGGCGUGAAAACUGGCGUCCGCAGCACGGUGACAUCACCCGCCCACUAGCUUAUUCUUCUUCUUUUAAACGCCACAACCGCUUGGAAAUCACUUCACAACACUUUCAACAAACCUCCGUGUUCUUUUUCCCCUUCAUGACCAAAACCUUCUCUGUCGUACGAGCGGGAACAUGUAACUAUUUUUCAUUGUUGUUGUUCAUAUGAAUGAUUUGCACCCAUUUUGUAUUCUGUAUGAUCAUGCAAACGCCACACACACACACACACACACACACACACACACACACACACACACACACAAACACACACGUGCACUCAGGUCAACUUUCUUUACUGGCAGUGUCCCCCAAGGAUUUUAUAAAGGUUUUUACUUUGGCUCAGUGGUUCUCAAACUGUUUUCACCAAGUCCCACCUCUUAAAACACCAUAAUAACCAACAGUAAGAUACAGUAGUGUAGUAGGCUUACGCAUUCAUUAAAAACAGCGGUUUUAUUUAGCAAGUAUAUUUAAUAUUUUGAGCCACUUUUAACAUUACAAGCGGUUUGAACAGUAACACUGUGUUUGAAUUUGUUAUUAAUUUUACCACUACAGUUUGAGAAUCACUGCUUUAGCUCAUUUAAAAACCGCCGUAACCGUUCUGAGGUGCGCCCAUGCCGCACCCGGGGGGGUCCAACAGGGUACGCGAUGUUACUAGGCAACAGCUCACCUCGCGGGUUUGCGUCAUUCCGACGUUGGGUAACUGUUCUUGUUAUUUAUUGUUUGUGUUCUCUUGAGGUUGCGUUCACACUCGUGUUCGGUGCUGAAAUGGCAAAUAUCCCUCGCCACAUCGCACUUAAGUUUUUUUUAACGCAUAUUUGAUGUAUUUUAGGCCUAAAUUGACUAUAUAGUACAGUAGUAUCGGCCACUCGGUGAGACUAAACCAGAGUGCACUGUUCAGUAUCCUGGCCACUGAUUGGCUCAGCCUAAGGCAGCAUUUAGCCCCGCCUCUACGAGCGUAUUGAUUGAUUGAUUGAAACUUUUAUGAGUAAAUUGCACAGUUCAGUACAUAUUCCGUACAAUUGACCACUAAAUGAUAACACCCGAAUAAGUUUUUCAACUUGUUUAAGUCGGGGUCCACGUAAUCAAUUGAUGGUAAAGGUGACACCAUCAGUGUUUCAAGUUGAGGGCUUUCAUAAUGGUAAAAAAAUAGCUUUAUAAAAUAUUCAAUUUAUUAAUAAUAAUUCCUACUUUGGUCAGGUUCGGAACCAACUAACAGCGAUAAACAAGGUUUUACUUUAUGUAAAGAAAUGUGUUUGAAGGGUCGUCCUCUGCUCUCUCCGUCCGUGGGUGCAACAACGCCGCUCUUGAAAAGCAUAUUUUACCACCUUUUGUCCUCCAGAAUAAAAAAAUAACCCAUUAGACAGCAUUUUGGUUUGGAGUGCAGUCAAACAAACAAAAAAGCAGUUUUGCCAUUAAAAUGUAAACAUUUUUUUAUUUAUCAAUCCAACAAAUUAAUACACAAUAAUACCAUAAUAAUACAAUUCCAAUUCCAAAACCAAACCCAGCAGCAUUCAAAAUAGCAAUCAACAGAGUGAUUGAGAGGACACACAAACAUGACACAAAACAAUCCAAAAGUAGUCAAACAAAAAUGAAUAAUAUCAACAACAGUAUCAAUAUUAAUAAGAAUUCCAACAUAGUGAUUAGAAAUCCCUCAUUGACAUUAUCAUCACAGCCAUUUAUAAAAAAUAUUUUAUAAAAAUAAUUUUUUAUUAAUAGUGUCACAGUGGCUUACACUUGCAUCGCAUCUCCUAAGCUUGACAACACAUUGUGUCCAAUAUUUUCCACAAAGAUAAAAUAAGUCAUAUUUUAGGUUCAUUUAAUAGUUAAAACAAAUUUAAAUAAUGAAAAAAUUUCAAUCUAAUGAACCCGUCCCAGAAAAUAAUAUUUUUACAUGCAGAAAACAUGAACUACGUAUAAAUGGACUUUUAAUAUUGCUUUCCCUUCAAUCAAUCAAUCAAUCAAUGUUUAUUUAUAUAGCCCUAAAUCACAAGUGUCUCAAAGGGCUGCACAAGCCACAACAACAUCCUCGGUACAAAGCCCACAUAAGGGCAAGAAAAACUCACCCCAGUGGGACGUCGAUGUGAAUGACUAUGAAAUUGAUUGGAGAAUAAAUUGGAGACUCUUGAGCGGAGAGAGAGAGAGAGAGAGAGAGAGAGAGAGAAAUGGAUCGGCCAUGUUUGCUGCAAGUUCAAAGUGCUGGCACUCGCAACUUUUUUUGGCCUCUGGGUGAAUUAUCACAGCUAUUUUGUUUGGUCGUACGCUGAGUAGGAGGGUAAAUGAAAGUCUUCUAUGAAAACCCACCCCGUACAAUAAGUGGGGUGUAUGAAAACACAGGUCAGGAAGCGUACUAAGCUUUACCUUAUUGAAAUUUGUCCCGUAACAAAGAUACCAGUGUGACCGAUGAGCCAAUCACACCGAGUGUUUUUUGAUUCUGUAGCAGAAUACGGAAGCACGAGUGUGGACGCAUCCGUCGUCCUAACGUGCACGUUGUUGGUACGAGCUGGUCCUGACGGCCUUAUUUUAAUACGCUCUCAGCCUUUCGUAUCCUCCUCUCGCUUUCGUUUUCUCCCCAGAGCAAGCGCUUGGACCGAGUUGAUGUUUUCCCUUUUUUCUCUGAGCCGUCGUCCCUGCCAGCCUCAGAUUGUUUUUGUAAAGUAUCUGUACAUACAGCUGUACUUUGUGAUUGCUCAUCAUCCCCCCACCCCCACCCUCCUUCAUUCGCCACUUUGAACCCCCGUGUCGUGUUGUCCAAGGACGACCAUGGUUGGAGGAAAACAGUUGUGCCAUCUUGCAAGGGUGGGAAUCAUUGUGCAGCGAACGAUUCGAUUCGGAGUCGAUUCUCGAUUCAAAUAAUGAACAUUUUUCAAAACAGGCAAGGAGAUGGUCUCUAAACAUUUUUUUAAAAAUGUGUUCUUAUAAAUGGAUUUUUUAAAAUAAUGAAUCUAGUUAGAAUCGAGAUGUAUAGGAAUCGAAUGUGAAUCGGGUUUUUUUUGUGUGCAUCUCCCACCAUUUUGUCGUUUAAUCUUUUUUAAUAAUUGCCUUCCUUUUAACUUAUUAGCUAACAUUAGCCAUUAGCACCUGGACCUAUGUACUAUUUCUUGAUCUUUUCCCUCAAAAAAAAAAGAAAAAAAAAAGUGGUGGCUGACAAGAGUGUGGAUCCGCCUCCAACAAAUGGAGUCUUGCAUGCUGCAUGUGAUAGUGCUGAGCGCCCCCUGCUGGGCAAGAAUCCAAUGUGAGUUUUUACGUUUUUAAAUUCAAAAGGCCUUUUUUUCCCCCCACUUUGGAACAAGUUGCCUCACAAGUCCGCAGUGUUGCGACUGAACCUGGUCUUAUGUUACGCUGAGACUUGACUGACACUUGAAUGACUCGGUUAUCUUACGUUUGCAAAAGGAACGCUUUACUGUGAAUUAAACACGCUGUGAGGUGAGAAAAAUAUAAAACGGAUGGAUUUUUUGUUUUUAUUUCCAACAAUAAGAAGCCUUAGAAAUGGUAACGCGAACACAAAGGAGACUUAAAUGUUCUGAUCAUGCCUUUUUUUUCCCCCCCCAAAAGCAGACUCACUCCACAUUCCUAAACAUGACUCCACUCGACCAGCAGCUGUUUGUCAUCCCACAAAAUACUGUAUAAUACUUCUUCUAACUCUGUCAAACGUGCGUGACGAUGUCUUUUUUAAUAUUUGAAUGCUUUAAAAAUCAAAGUUGUUGUAUGUGGAAAUGCUGUCUUUCAUCAGUCGCCAAGGUACAACUGCGACCGCUGGUCAGGUGAAUGACUGACAAAAAAACAAAAAAUUCUGUCAUGUUUGUUUCCGUGCGACAUUUUUUGACUUGGACUUUAAUGUUAAAUGCUGUUGUCAUGGAGACCUUUUUAAAUGUAUGCCUCAUGGGAAAUGUGAGUCCACGUAACACACUUGACCGGUGGAUUGAGGUGGCCUUACAGCAAAAGAACGCUCAGAUUGUUUUUGCAGUCUUUCUUCUUCUCCUUAUUUGACUUAUAAAUUGCAUUUUUAAAGCGCCCGUCAUUCUACGCCUCUAUUCUGAGCAUUUGUCGUGUUUUUUUCGUCUUUUUCUUUUUUUUUUUUUUACAUGCUUUUUAAGAAAAAAAUAAAUAAAAAUGCUGGUGUUGAUUUA